Scylla paramamosain (green mud crab) is the source of this 3068-nucleotide messenger RNA. RefSeq names its product integrator complex subunit 10-like (gene IntS10). The transcript is spliced from 14 exons. The record is from RefSeq and is a predicted model, not a curated record. Gene Ontology annotation, cellular component: integrator complex. NCBI's taxonomy places the organism in Eukaryota, Metazoa, Arthropoda, Malacostraca, Decapoda, Portunidae. Gene Ontology annotation, biological process: snRNA processing. The coding region runs from base 158 to 2233 and encodes 691 amino acids.
GUACCCUGUGUGCUUGUGUCCUUAGUGCAGUGUGUGUGUGUGUGUGUGUGUGUGUGUGUGUGUGUGUGUGUUGUUGCCUGGACAGAGAUCAGCUGAGCGACGAGACAAGCAAGGAAAUCAUAGAGUGAGCCUAAGCACAGACAAUCCCACACCAGCCAUGACGCCGGACAAGGAGCUGAGCCACCUGACAGAUGAGGAGUACCUGAUUCACCGUGCCAAGGAGCGACAUGCCACCGACCCCUGUGCCGCCAAGUGCUGGAUGAUCACUGCACAGGCACUCUUCCCUAAAAACUUCGGCAUCCAGUUUGAGGUGUACCAGACGGAGAAAUCGGCAAAAAAUGUGAAGGAAGCUGCAAAAUGCCUCGGAAUCAUGCUCCGGGAAUUUGCCCACGAACCAGUGCUGUGGCAAGAGGUGGAGAGCAUUAUGGUAGCACUUCGUCAGAGCACCCCAGACUCCCACAUGACGUUCCUGACUUACCUCUUCAAUAUGCUUCCCAAGGACGUUCAACACAGCAUGGUGGCGGCAGCUGCAGAGCGUUCACAGGACACGAUGACACGCUGCCGACUGAUGCUGCUGCUCACCACAACGUUUCCGGAGAGCACCACACACCACGGGCUGCAGUUGGUGGAGAGCCUUAUUGCUGCUGAGAAACACUGCCCUAGCCCUCUCAACCCCUUCAGGCGCAUGCUGGUGUGUGACCUGCUGCCGCGCCUUCUGCAGACACAGGGGCUGGAGGUGCGGCCCAAGACACUCCACAACCUGCUGUCCCGUGCCAUUGAGUUCUACAUCACAUAUGUCACCACGCCUUCGAGAGUGUUGCAGGGCAUAAUGAACGGUGACAGCAAGAUUGAGGAUCCAUGGCAGCAGCUCUUCACAGUGGUACAGCUCAUUGGAUGGAACCUUGGCUGGGAUUUAGUCAAGGGCUUUCAGAGUACUAGCAACCGAGAAGUUAUCCUACAGCGCAUCCAGAACCUUAUAGAGGGUGGAGCGAGGCUGGGAGGUCCGAAAGGGGAAGGAGGAGAGGACGUGAGGGAGGUCUUGUACACAACACUUACCAUUUUCCUACAUGCUCUGAUGGACUACACGAAAAGACUCUAUCCUGAUUUUAACCAAGAGACCACCUCCACCUCCAGCCCCCCCAUGACCCUUGUGGAGGCAUUUAUCUACCCAGAGACCGAACCGUCGGAACCAAGCCUAGUCGUGCCUUCGAAACGGCCGAGACCAUCCCUUGACGACGACCCAACCAUCCCCAUUAUUACUGUCAGCCGCCCUGCUCCCCCUGGCGCCCCCGCUGCGGUUGUGGGGGGCCUGGGUGUCGGUGGGCAGGGGGGCAUUGCAGCUGGUGGACUCUCCCAAGCACUGACGACUGCAAUUAAGUGUUGGGAUAUACUGAAGUCAUAUGAACAGCUCAGGGCGGAGUUCGUGCGCCUGCUGGAGAGCCUCGGGUCGGAGCUGUGGUGGUGGCUCCGAGUCUUCACCGUGGACGUGCUGAUCUACCAGGGCAGGUUGGCGGAGGCUGCGAGAGACCUGCGGCACACCCUGACCCAGCACCAUACUUCCAUGCAGCCCACCGCCUUUAUCAGCACCAACCUCAAGCUGGCCUCUGUCUUUUAUGCCCUCAGUAACUUGUCUGGUGCGGCCGAGGCAGUGCUGGAGGUGGUACGACAACUGCCGGGGUGGGUCGGCAUGGGAGGACUGACUAGCGAAUUGACAGUGACAGCACCGCCAACUCACCGUCACCUUCACGUUCUCGCCCUCACCCGCCCACAGUGCCUCCAGUUUGCCACCACCCUGCUCAUCCACGCCCUCCGCCAGCGUGUUGUGGUGGAUAGACACACGGACGACUUCUGCAUCGGUCAUCUUAUUACGUUAUUGCAGUACGAGUGGCCAAAAUACAGCAACACUUUCGAGGAGGUGCUGCAGAUCAUCAGGAAGCAAGGUGUCUUUUCCUACCCUCUCUUCAGCAGCUACGUCACCACCCCUGAUAUAUUAGAGGAGUUCAUGUACCUGGCCACUAAGGAAGGAGGGAGUCUGCAGCUUGAUAUUAUACCAAUUUCUCAGGGGAACAAACAGCAGAGGACCAUCUCAACAAGAGGCGUGGACCGGGACCUCAAACACGACUUCAAGCUGGGAAUGAAGAAGCUAAUGUUGAGAAGCUCUGAGCCAAUUGAGGGAACCAUCGUGACCUUCCUGACUCGUGAGGGUUCCCUGCUCCACCAGAACUUGAUGUAAGCAUGUGCCCUGCCUCCCACGCCACCCCUUGCCCCCUUGCUGGCUGGACGCGCCCCUGGGAUGUGAUGCUUUUAUAAUAAGAUAAGAUUACAGAAUUAGACUGAGAGGAUAAGGUCAUAGAAUUAAACUUGAGAACAGAAUCCUUGCUAUUGAGAACAAGGACAAGGGCAAGGACAAGGACAAGGACAGAAAGACCUUGCUACUCAGGACAGGGUAGAGUUAAGGCCAGAAUAGACAGAAUAGAUGAAAAGUAUACAUAAAUUAAACCAGAUAGCCCAUUACUAUUGAGGAAAGUAUUUGACUUAACCACGUACGACCACUGUGCUGCCUGACCCAUGUACAAAUUCUAGCGUUUAUCCCUUUAUUCAUGCAUCUACUGUGGUCUCGGGGUUGGAGGUGCAGGGGAGGGAACAGUCUCAAUGUGAAGGGGUAGAAGUGAACCAGUGUGUGCUGUGGGGCCUUUGCUGUGGGUGUGUGGGGCCAGCUGUGGUCCACGAGACUGUCCCUUUCCUGACGGGGCUGAGUGUGAAUGAUGUGUGUGCAUGUGAACUGGUCUGAUAGAUAGAUAGAUAGAUAGAUAGAUAGAUAGAUAGAUAGAUAGAUAUAGAUAGAAUUGCUCACAGGACUGAUUGACUCUUGGGAGGAAAUAAAAGCACUGGAUAUGUGGAAUUGACUGUACAAUACCUGGGUUUUCAUUAAGAGGACGAAAAUACUAAUGUUUGGUGCCAAUGAGUAAUGUUAAACUGGAGAGGUUCACCAGGGAGGGAGGGAUUGGGGAUAACAUUAAGUUUAAGGUAUUUGUACUGGAGUGCUUAUAAUGAAAGUGAUAAAAUGU